GAUGCCCUUAGUAAGCGUUGGAGAUGACGAAGGAAAAAUGUUGCUAACUUGUCGUUUUUACAGUCACUGGUUCAAUCCCAAAUUCCAACAUUUAUUGGUCUGUUAGGCUACGAGUUUCAAGAACUCUAAAAUUAAAUAAAUUUUCUCGGGAAAACUAGUUCGUUAAACUUUCCCGCGUAUUAUCCGGGAAUUUCUCGAAGUGAAAAGGGUAACUGGAAACUCUGUUCCUUACCUAGGCCUAGGGCAGAGAAGUCAGAAGAGAGGGAAGGAAAGAAGAUGGAGUCAUGGGUCCCACUCUUGGACAUUUUCUUGAACUCCCCAUGUCCUGAAACAGAGGCCUCUCGAUGGUUUCAUCACUCUUUCGACGCCUCAUCCACCCCCACCAUUACCACAAACUCUUUCCUUUCGUUGCUCUCAAAACCCUCCGAGGCCAUUGUCAUCGAUUCUUCUUCUCCUUCACACACCUCAACUCCUCAUUCCAAGAGGGUUAUGUGGAUUCAGACGCUUCCCAACGCAGUGCAGUUUCGAAUUCUAUCGUUUCUUGCUUUGGAGCAUAGUCGAUUUUGCGCUCGAGACUUGACUAAACUUGCCCGAAACAUGUUGAGUGGGGCUGAUGAGCUUGAUUUUUGGGUCAAGAAAGCUGCACAUCAGGUGCUCGACACAAUGUCUGAAUCAAAUUAUGAAUGGGUUUCUUGUUUGAAUUUGGAUUCUGACGAAGAAAGAGUGGAAAACGAGUUUGAAUCGUUACCAAAUUGGCUUAAGGAUGAGGCAAUAAACGCCAAUGAUUUGCUUCUAUAA
Molecule: messenger RNA, 798 nt
Organism: Camellia sinensis
Lineage: Eukaryota; Viridiplantae; Streptophyta; Magnoliopsida; Ericales; Theaceae
Product: fanconi anemia group E protein FANCE protein
Biological process (GO): interstrand cross-link repair
Cellular component (GO): Fanconi anaemia nuclear complex
Source: RefSeq, a predicted model, not a curated record